Messenger RNA from Triticum aestivum (bread wheat), 5753 nucleotides. RefSeq names its product putative disease resistance protein RGA3. Gene Ontology annotation, molecular function: ADP binding. The record is from RefSeq and is a predicted model, not a curated record. Bases 1392 to 5096 code for a protein of 1234 amino acids. The transcript is spliced from 8 exons. Lineage: Eukaryota; Viridiplantae; Streptophyta; Magnoliopsida; Poales; Poaceae.
UGUUACCAGAAGAUGUCCCAUUUCUACAAUGGUGGUCAUAUGGCUGUUUAUUACCAAAAGACAUUCCAUUUCUUGAAAGGGUAGACUCUUGGUUAACUAUAAUUGAUUAGUGAGUACAUGUAGAUUGAAGUGGGAAUUAUCAGGAGCAGGAACCAUCAUGCUCACCAAAUUCUUGUCAAGGUUGUGAAGGAUUCGGCGGGCUUCAUCGUGCAUUGGAUAGCUUCUGCCAUUGACUUGGCAGUUCAUCAGGUUACCGCUUCAAACCGUACCAGGUGGUAUAGAAAUGCUUUGGAAUCGACGUACCAUGCACCGGUCGUAUGAGUUUGCCAACUGCAUAAGAGAUAGAUGACUGUCACAGCACUUCAUUUUCAAGGAUUGCUUUGUGUACCAAGGGAUCCACUUUGCUUAUGUUUUUAUAUAUACUUGAAAUUUUGUCACUCAAUAGUUGGGAUCAGUUUUGUUCGCCAUCAGUCUGGUGGGUUGCUCCCUCCUAGCUAGGGUUCCUCCUAAGCUCAAGUAGCAAACGCGUCAUCCUGCUUACCUCUUGCCACCGCAUCAGCCUCGCCCCGACACCUUCACGUGUCGUUCUUGCACACAGUCAGGAUGGAGGUGUACAUUUCCUCGCAAUGGGUGCCAUUUAUAGAGCCUGUUCGAACUCCCUCCGGCUCCGCAACUCCAUUCCGGAGCAGCAGCCAGUUGUAAUUUAUGGAGCGGCUAAUACGAUGCUCCGCCCGCUCCGCUCCGUGACCGAGGAUUGGAGGGUUGCCGAACACAGCCUUAAUUACAUUUUACAAGUACGUAGUGUGUGUCUUUUGACUAUCAGGUUCCCUUAAUUACCUGACCCACACUAAUGUCCCGUUCUACCGCACAUCCUGUAUGCUCAAGUUAUGUUACUGUUAGUCAUUUUCUGUUUACUAAAUCGCCUACUAUACUACUCCCUCCGUCCUAUAAUAUAAGAACAUUUUUCAAACUAACAUAGAUUGAAAAACGUUCUUAUGUUAUGGGACGGAGGGAGUAUUAAUUUGCUGCCGUAUGAGGGUGUGUACUAUUUCUAUAUUUCUUGCCAUAACUUAAGCAUAGAGCAUGUGUGUGUACGCAAUGAAGCAACAGUGGUUGCAGCAUGGAGUCGUUGGGUUCAGAGCGAAGCGCGUUGGCUCACAUAAUUUACUCCGCUUCAUUGGAUGCCUCCUCCUGGAGUAGAGCACCAGCGUGUCUUUAACCGUUUUAUAUUGUAUACAAUGGAUCUUGCAGACAUAAGACGACCCACCAAGUCUUCUUCCAGAUUUGCAAACACUCUUCUACCACCACCACCACCACCACCACCACCACCACCAAGCUCCCACUGACCGAAGGCGAUUUCAAUCACCGGAGCACCCCGCUGAGCGACUGCCAUGGAGAUGAAGAUGGCCGUCGGCGCGGCCAACUGGCUCGUCGGCAAGGUGCUCACCAAGCUGUUCGACCCGCUGGUGUCCGCCUACAUGGACAGCUCCGACCUCGGCAGCAACUUCCUGACCGCCAAGAACCAGCUUCAGUACACACAGGGGCUGCUGUCUGCAUCCGUGGGCAGGGACGUGGGCGACGAUCCUGGCCUGCGCGGACUGCUGGGGACGUUGAGCAAGAAGGCCGACGAGGCCGAGGACGUACUCGAUGAGCUCCACUACUUCAUGAUCCAGGACGAGGUCGAUGGCACCAAGGAGGCUGCUGCGGAGAUGGGCGGCAGCAUCAAGGGCCAUUCGGUCCAUGGACGCCAUGUUGCUCGCUACACCCUCGGCAACUGCCUUCCGUGCUUUUCAUCUCCGCGCACUCUAGGUGAUGAUCCUCCUCCUGCAGUUGUUGCUGCUGCUGCUGCUACCAGUAGUGAAGACAUGCCUGGUGCUAGUAAUGAUGAUGGCGAUGUUGAUAUUAAGUUGUCAUUCAACAGAGUAGCCAUGUCCAAGAAAAUCAAGUCUGUCAUAGAGGAGAUGAACUCCAUAUGCCUGCUUGUCUCUGACCUGCUCAAAGUCAAAACUGCAGACCACAGUAGCAUUGCAUUAAGCACACAUGCCACCAUUGAAAGGCCUCCAACUGGUUCCAUAGUUCCACAAGAUAGAAAACUGUAUGGAAGGAAUGACAUUUUUGAGCAAACUGUAAAUGCACUUACCGGUGGCACAUACCAUGAUAAAACCCUCUCUGUUCUGCCUUUAGUUGGCCCGGGGGGCAUCGGAAAGACAACCUUCACACAGCACCUGUAUAAUGAUGAAAGGAUCAAGGGGCACUUCCCUGUCAGGGUCUGGGUAUGUGUCUCAACUAGUUUUGAUGUGAUCAGGCUCACCAAGGAGAUACUUGGCUGCAUAUCUGGAACUAAUGCCAACACAUAUGAAACAACAAAUUUAGAUCAACUUCAAAGAGCCAUUGCAGAGAAACUAGACUCCAAGAGGUUCUUAAUUGUGUUGGAUGAUGUGUGGACAUGCAAUAGCGAGCGUGAUUGGGAAAACCUAUUAGCCCCACUCACAAUAGGGGAAACCAAGGGCAGCAUGGUUCUUGUCACUACCCGUUUGCCAUCUGUAGAACAAAUGGUCAAAACAACUGAUCCAGUAAAACUGCAUGGUUUAGAUCCUGAUGACUUCUUUGCAUUGUUCGAAGCAUGUAUAUUUGCUCAUAACAAACCCAGGCUUUAUGAUGAUGACUUAGUUAAUGUUGCAAGAGAUAUUGCAAAGAAACUGAAGGGUUCGCCACUUGCAGCAAAUACAGUUGGCCGGCUGUUGAAGAAAAACAUCUGUUGGCAAUACUGGAUGGGAAUUCUUGAAAAGAAUGAAUGGCACAGUGCAAAAAAUGACGAUGAUAUUUUCCCAUCUCUGCAAAUCAGCUAUAACUACCUUCCUUUCCAUCUGCAGAAAUGCUUUUUUUAUUGUGCCCUCUUCCCAGAAGAUUACAAGUUUUAUGAUUUGGAAAAAAUCACUAACUUCUGGAUCACAAUGGGUAUUAUAGACUCAAAUUGCCAAAAUGACAAGAAUUACUUAGAAGAACUAGUGGACAAUGGUUUCCUCAUAAAGGAUAGUGAUAUGAAUGGUGAAUACUACGUGAUGCAUGAUUUAUUGCAUGAACUAUCUCGGCAUGUUUCAUCACAAGAGUGUGUGAAUAUAAGUAGUUUAAGUUUUAGAGCCAAUGACAUGCCACAAUCUGUUCGGCACUUAUCAAUCACUGUAAGAGAUAAAUAUGAUAAAAGUUUUGGAGAGGAAAUAGGUAAACUCAAGAGUGUAAUAGACAUUGGAAAUCUGCAUAGCUUGAUGAUUUUUGGAUUACAUGAUGUAGAAACAUGUACUAUUCUGAAAGAUGCAUUUGAAGGAAUAAAGAGUCUCCGGGUUCUAUUUAUACCUAGCUUUCCAAAAGAUUUGCCAAAGAGCUUUUCAAAUCUUAUCCACCUCCAAUACCUUAAACUCACACCACCUAGUGAUGAGAGAUAUAAUAAGCAUCCACCUAGAACAUUACCAAGAUUUUACCUUUUGAAAUUCUUGGACCUCUAUGAUUGGCACUAUUAUAUAAUUUUCUUUCCUAAAAGCAUUAGCCUUCUCAUGAGUUUACGCCAUCUUUAUUCUGAGGAAGAACUCCAUUCCAGUAUCCCUGAGGUUGGAAAGAUGAAGUGGUUACAGGAGCUAAGAGAAUUUCAUGUUAAGAAAGAAAGUGUUGGAUAUGAACUGAGCCAGCUGGGGGAAUUGACAGAGCUUGGAGGACAGCUUGCUAUAUGUAAUCUUGAAACCGUGGCAUCCAAAAAAGAAGCUAAUGAUGCUAAAUUGAAGGAUAAAAGAAAUCUGAAAGAAUUGGAAUUAGUUUGGGGUGCAGGGCAAAAGAUUACAGAUGGUGAUAUUCUCGAGGGUCUUCAACCACCCCCUAAUCUUAGAAAGCUUGGCAUUAUAGAUUAUGGUUUUGCCACUGGUCCUAGCUGGUUGUGCAGUGACAUUAGCAUAAAAAGGCUGGAGUCUCUACAUCUGAAUGGUAUAUAUUGGGGCACUCUUCCACCUUUUGAGCAGUUACCACACCUCACCAACCUCCAACUGGAGAAUAUUGCUGGGAUUCGUGUGUUUGGGCCUGGAUUUAUUGGUCUUACAGAGAGAAGUUUUAUGCACCUGAAGACAGUUAUCAUUGGGGAUAUGCCAGAACUUGAGGAAUGGGUCGGGGGACCCAAUAGCCCUUUGUUUUCAAGGCUUGAAAGCAUUGAAUGCUGGUGUUGCCCCCUUCUGUCCUCGUUUUCCUUCUUGCAGUGUUGUACCAACCUUUGCCGACUUCGUAUUGCUGAUUGCCCAGAGUUAUCUCAGUUCCCCUCUCUGCCUCAUACUUCUACACUAACAGACAUUUCUCUGCACAACCGGUUUACCAUAGGUUUGACGUAUGAUGGAAAGUGUUUGUCUGCUUAUAGGUAUGAUGGUGCUUUGGCCUUCCAAAAUAUGGAUAAAGUAGAGUCUAUAGAUAUUGAUGGAUCACCACAUGUCUCAUUGUCAGUGUCAGACCUCCAAAAGAUGAACUCCCUGAGAAAACUACUUGAAUUCGACGGCGCCAGCAUAUUCUCUGCAGAAUGGUUCAAUCCAGUCGUCCUCGAGGAAUUGGCAGCCCAUGACAAGUCUUUGGACGAAAAAAAUACCUCUGUAGCUGCAGGUCUGAUCCCAGAGGUGGCGAUGAGCAAAUAUUUGCACCCAGGUUCAUUCCAACUGGAAGAAAUGCGGGUGGGUAACAUCCUGGCAGUGCUUAUUGCUCCCAUUUGCAGACGCCUUGCCGCUACCCUUCACACAUUAGGGUUCUGCUAUGAUAACGUGACUGAAACCUUCACGGAAGAGCAAGCUCAAGCGCUUAAUCUUCUCACCUCCCUCAAAAGUCUAGAAUUUUUAAGGUGCAACCUGCAGUCUCUCCCUCGGCUAUAUGGCCUUUCUUCUCUCGAGAAAUUUUCGAUCAUGAGAUGUGAUGGAAUCGAAUCACUGCCGUCCAAGGAGGACCUCCCCGCUUCACUGCUGAAACUAAACGUAAGUGGCUGCGGUGAUGAGAUAAAAGAGCAAGCCGAGAAACUUAAAGAAGCAAACCCUUGUUUAUCUGUUUAUGAGGAUACAAUCUUAUACUACUAUCCAUAGGGAGAUUUGCCAAUUGCAAGCUCAACCACUUCUGAGGGCUCCACGCCAUGAUAUUAUGAAGAUCAUUUUUGCUGACGGGGCAUUCACGGAUGGAAGCACAAGUGAGCUAUCGUGUGAUGUGCCCUUAAGAGAUCCAUAUGAUGUUUUCUAUCAGGUCAGUUGCUUGUACUAAAAUGCACAACAGACUCUGAUAAGCACUAAGUUUAAGGUUGAGAGCCUGGGCCAUCAAGUACGCCUUCUCUUCCCAUGCACUGAUACAGUCGUGAGAUAAAAGAGCAAGCCGAGAAAUUAAAAGAAGCAAACCCUUGUUUAUCUGUUGAGAAGUAGGCAACCGAAGAAGUAGGCUAUCCAAGGCGUUGUAAAACGAACUGCAUGAGGGUGCCACAAGUAUUUCAAGUCGAUAACUACAGAACUAGAGGACAGGCAACCAGGUCGAAUACGGGGCAGCAGGUGCAAGUUGUGCCUCAUCUUGGAUAACCGUCUGACAUCCAGAGCUAGCCAAGCCGUUGUACCUCGCAUGCUGUCGGACUGGAGACUGGGAUGUACUACUGGUAAUCAGAUGGUGGCCUUGACUGGGAUGCGCAUGCCGUCGGACCGGAGACUGGAUGCACGCUCAUACAGAGGUUGUGCAGUUACCGUAGAGCCAUCGAGUUGAUC